CGCUCACUCGCUCCCCAGCCUCGCGUCCGCCGCUUUCGUUCCCGUCGCUUCCAGGGACGCUCGUGUGCCUACCUGGUGUGGGUGUUAAGUGUGUGCGUCGACGGAACGUGCCCACAUAUACACACACACACAGAGACAGACACGCCCCCUUACCCUUACUCUCAACCUCCUACACCUACACAGACACGCGCACGCACACACACACACGCACACACACACACAUCCACACACGGACACGCAGGCACACACACGUCAAGACACCUGCAGGUCCACACCGUUGCCGUCGGGAGUCGCACACAGGUGGGCCGGACGCUCCACCUCCGCUCGGCGACGGGCUCCAAGCUCGGCGAUUUCCUCACAGGGAGCCAGGGAGUGAAGGGGAGUGCAGCGGCCCCUCGGAGAGCGCUCGCGGGAAGUGGUUUCGCAGUUCUCGCUUGCGUGGCCGAGACCCUACAUGCAAGACUAACCAUUUGCACAAAGGCAGUGAUGGGCGUGUAUGGACGGCUGACGUCGGCCGGUGGAGGCGUCCCCAACGAUGAGGAAGACACCGCCCACCUCCUUUCGACCUCCUCCCUCUCCUCCCCCUCCCCCUGUCCCUCCUCUGCUUCCCCCUCCCCGCCCCCCUCCUCCUGUCAUGUCGCCAGGAGAAGAAGAGGUUCUCCGCUGAUGACCAGAGUGCUGAUGCUCUCGCUGUGGCUGAUCCUACUGGUGACGCAGCAGGCGGGCGUGGAUGCCAGGGCGGCGGCGGGCAACAUCGAGCGCAUCAGCCUCGGCGAGACGGCCCGGACCAUCUCGUGUCCUUCGGCGACUGAGAUCCACCCCUGCGCUUGCCGGGUUAUGAAAAAAGGUCUGGACAUCGUCUGCGACCACGCCGACGAGAAGCAUGUCCGCAACGCCUUGGAUGUCCUCAAGAAAAAGCCCUUUACUAUCUUCUGGAUGAAGUUCCGCAAUUGCAAACUGCAGCGGAUUGCAGACUACGUAUUCCUGGGGCUGGACGUACGGCACCUCAACAUCAUCCGCAGUAACGUGUCCGCUAUCGAGAGGUCAUCGCUGUCGGCGCUCGGGAGCACGAUCGAGGCGCUGGACUUGGCAAACAAUAACAUCCGAGAGGUUCCAACCCCCGCUCUCGCCAUGCUGAAGAUGCUGACCUUCCUCAACCUCAACUACAACCAGAUUCAAGUGCUGAACGAGGGCGCCUUCGCUGGCCUGAGCUCCCUCGAACGCCUCUCCCUUUACGAGAACAAAAUCCAGCACAUCCACAAUAACGCUUUCAAGGAUAUCGGAAGGAAACUCAUGCGUCUUAACCUUGGGAAAAACAACCUGGACGACAUUCCUACAGAUGCCUUCCACCCCCUGAUUAAUCUCGAGGUGUUGGAUCUUCACGAAAACCGCAUAAGGCACAUCCCUGAUAAUGCUUUCCAAGGCCUAACCAAACUGGACAUGCUCAAACUGGAACACAACCUCAUUACGACCAUCCAGGACAACGUGUUCAGUGACCUCUCCGUGCUGAACUCCCUGAACAUUGAACACAACCAUAUUGUCAACGUUAGCGAUAGAGCCUUUGCUGGCCUGGAGAGUAACUUGGAAUGGCUUGAGAUGGGGAACAACCGGCUCGACCAUAUCCCUUCCCACGCCCUCCGCCCGCUGCACAACCUCCGCCAGCUGGACCUCGACGCCAACAAGAUCACGGAAGUCAGAGAAGAUGCUUUCAAGGGAUACGGCGACACGAUCAAGUACAUUCUCCUGGACAAAAACCGAAUCACACACAUACCUGCACUCGCCUUCGUUGACCUGCACUCCCUGGAAUGGUUAAAACUCUCUCACAAUGAGAUAACAACGUUGACUGAAGACACUGUUCAGCCCAUCCUCGAUACUGUUACCAUGAUUGAUGUGUCUAAGAAUCCACUGAUCUGCAACUGUGACCUGCUGUGGCUGCGGAGCUGGGUCAGCAACCCCAACAACAAGGACCCGGCAGAGGAGAUGGAGUGUGUGACCACCGACCAAAAGUCCCACAGCAUUAAGAACCUACCCAUCGAGGAAUUCAACUGCCCGCUACACUUAACAACGUCGAAGCAACCCUCUCCGUCUUCUGCAGCCAUGCUCGCCUGCUCGCCGGUGCUCACAGCCGUGGCCAUUGCUUCAACCCUGCUCUGAGACUCCGUUCUGACUCCGUUAUCCAGCGCACACACUCAUCCACCGACAUGUUUUUAUAAUGUCCUUUUUUUAGGCCUUUAAUGUACUUGUCUCCCUUCUCUCAGCUGUGUGCAAUGCAACAACACUAGCUUGACAUUAGUGUCGCAGACUGGCCCCGGAGGGACCCAGGCCUCGCCCAGGGGCCUCGCCGCGGGCGCUGUCGAGAGGAUAGCCGCCUGAAAUGAGCACCGCAUAUACAUGUGCAUGUAUGUUCCCAACAUGCAAAUGAUCGUGCAUACAUACAUAUAUACAUAUGUGUGUGUGUGUGUG
This is a messenger RNA of Penaeus monodon (black tiger shrimp), 2463 nucleotides long. RefSeq names its product leucine-rich repeat-containing protein 4B-like. NCBI's taxonomy places the organism in Eukaryota, Metazoa, Arthropoda, Malacostraca, Decapoda, Penaeidae. Gene Ontology annotation, cellular component: plasma membrane. The record is from RefSeq and is a predicted model, not a curated record. Gene Ontology annotation, molecular function: protein binding. The transcript has 10 exons. The coding region runs from base 487 to 2154 and encodes 555 amino acids.